CCCCCUCAUUUCUUUGCACAUCCCAAAAAGCCCUCCCUACACAAUCCCGUACACCGCUGCGACGCCAUGGCCGUGCUGUUGCCACUCUUCCUGGCUGCGGGUGGUGGCUUUCUCUGGGCCUUUGGCGUGCUGGGGAAACGCAUUGGCGUGGAGGGCGCCACUGUGGAAACGCAGACCGUUCGUGCUGCGAUCACCAUUUUCGUCUACACCUUGACCACCGCCUGCACUCCCUUGUUGGACUUAUGGCACUUAGGUGCAAAAGGGUGGUUCGAGACUUGGAAUGACCCUGUCUGGAGCAGCCGAGUUCCCUUGGUGAUCGUCUGUGGCGUUAUCAGCGGGCUGGGCGGCUUGUUGGGCACCAUUGCUUUCGCGUGGUCUGCUGGCUCCGAUAGUGCUCUGGUCUCGAUGAUUGAGAACGGCAUGUACACCAUGAUGAGCGCGAUCAUCAUUGCGAUCUACUUCCAAGAACACCCGAAGAUACAAGCCUAUUUCGGCUUUGUCCUGAUCUUGUUGGGUGUGCUUUUGGCGCAGAAGUCUUCCAGUUCCAAAGGGAAAGGAGAGAACGAGUCAGAUUCAGAGGAGCAUCCUCCUCAAUUUGAGCUAGAGCUUUGGGAACCCAAGAAACUGGGGAAGACGGAGGAAGAGGCGGAGGAUUUGGAGUCCUCCGAAGCGUCCAGCUCCACCGACGCCCGACACGAGCGCUGCGGCGCGUCCCGCUUCUCCGCCCCGUCGUGCUUCGGGCGCUGCGGCGCGGUGGCGCUGGCGAUGUGCGCGGGCAGUUGUUGGGGCUUUGGGCCCUUGGGCAAGAAGAUUGGUGUGCAUGGAAGCGAGGAUCACCAGAGGCAAGCCUGGGCUGCUUGUACUUACUUCGUUUACAUGCUGUCCACCAUCUUCGUUCCUCUCCUCCGUGUGCUCACGGCCCAUGGCCGACGGGAGGCUCUCGAAGACUCAUCCUUCAGGUGUCGUCUCUUGGGGACAGUGCUUUGCGGCUUGGUCUCUGGCUUUGGGGGGAUGCUCAGCACCUUCGCCUUCGCACAGGAGGGUUACUACAGCGGAGCUUUGAUUUCCACCGUGGAGAACGGCAUUUACACUGUCUUUGGUGCAGUGCUCAUCACCGUGGUCUUCCGGGAGAAGUUGUCGCAGCGGCAGUUGAUCAGUGCGCUGUCUGUUACCUUGGCCAUCGUUAUAUUUGGCCUGGACUUCAAGAAGAUCUUCGGAGGAUCUUCCGACUGAAGUAAGGACUGUGAAUGCGUGGCGCAGGCGCAUGGUGCGGACGCAAGACACUGGAGAAAGACCUGGGCAACGAGGAGUCUUUCGAACUUUUGCGUCUCACGUGUAGGUGUCAGGAGGGUGGAUGUGUGGCCAGUGGAACCCGGCAGAACCGGUUUAAAUUUGG
Molecule: messenger RNA, 1396 nt
Organism: Durusdinium trenchii
Lineage: Eukaryota; Dinophyceae; Suessiales; Symbiodiniaceae
Source: the annotation of a GenBank genome assembly